Scatophagus argus is the source of this 1222-nucleotide messenger RNA. Its product is annotated as sterile alpha motif domain-containing protein 3-like. The coding region runs from base 295 to 1215 and encodes 306 amino acids. Lineage: Eukaryota; Metazoa; Chordata; Actinopteri; Scatophagidae. The record is from RefSeq and is a predicted model, not a curated record. The transcript is spliced from 7 exons.
UUAUUCAUUUUUCGCGGGUCUUGGCAAAGCAACGGUCAUCUCGUCCUCGAUUGAGUCGAGUCCCGGUCGGCCAGUGAUAUCAUGACAACUGUUGGCAAUGGCAAUUUUGAGUGCGCUCACAACUGAAGAACUUCUGCUGCAGCUUUCCAAAUGUGGAUUGGAGGUUACAGAGGAUGAGCGGAAAAAAUUCACAGGUAUCCUUCAGGUGAAGAUUAUGUGAAGGUUGCCAAGGCACUUGUUACCAAAUACCCUUUUUUGAAGGAUAUAGAAGGGAAUGGAUAUCACACCUGGCACAUGUCAUUGAAAAGGAAGUUCAAAACUGAACGUUCACCACUCGUGGAUGAAGAAGAAGUCAAACAAUUCAAAGCAAAAUUUGGUCAUCGCAAAGGCAAGUCCAAAGAGGCACCAACCCAGACUACGUGUGAAAGAAGACGUGAAAUGAGAAAUGAGUCUGAAGAAGGUCCUAUUGGCGAAGAUGCUGUCUCAAUUGAUGCCCAUGUAAAAGUCUUGCAAAUGCAGUAUGAACGGACUCAACCAGAUAGAACCAUUGUGGAGGAAAAAAUGAGACGCACAUUUCUCUGGAGAAGACGUGAGCUGCAACAAGACGGAAUGUCAGCUGUUGAGGCCAUCAGAAAGUAUCCCUUCCUGAAAACACCAUGUGGGCUGUAUCAAGAAAUGGGACGAAUCUGCAAAAUCACAGAUUUAAGCCAACGUUUCCGAGAAUCAUUCAGAAGUCUGGUACCCUCUGUGCUGAAAGCAGUCCAUGGGAAGUCCUGUCUGGAGAAGGAAUAUUUGGAGGCCAGAGCUAAAGUAACUUCAGAGGAAGUUGACGACCUAGAGUUCCGAGCUGCCUUGGUGCUCUUACCAACUAUCUUCAAAGAGAAACUGGACAACUACAUUGCACUGAAUGAUGGAGAUCCAGCUACACCUUACCCAACUGUUCAGGUGGCCGGCACAUCAAACUGGAGACGAGUAUUCAGCGAGCGUAGACUCCCCGUGAACAUCAAGGUGGAUGGAACCGAAUUCUGCAGUGCGGUCGGUGUUGAAGAUGGAAUCCUCUCUGCAUUUUGCAUGUAUUUUGUCUACUACCUACAGUACCCUAGCCACAACAAGAACACUCUUCUUUUUAUGCAAAGACAUGUCUUGAAAGUGACUGACCCUGCUGAUAAACCAUUGCCAACAGCAGUAGUCAGGGCCAUUAACCUGUUGGCUUGAAAAUGCC